Messenger RNA from Glycine soja, 572 nucleotides. RefSeq lists its product as uncharacterized. Bases 42 to 464 code for a protein of 140 amino acids. NCBI's taxonomy places the organism in Eukaryota, Viridiplantae, Streptophyta, Magnoliopsida, Fabales, Fabaceae. The transcript has a single exon. The record is from RefSeq and is a predicted model, not a curated record.
UUGAAACUUGGUCAUUGGACAAGGUAAUUAAUCAAUUAGCAAUGGGGUCUUCAGGAACUAGAAUGGUUGUUGUUCUGAUGGUUCUUUUGCCUCUGAUGACAACAACAAGUGUGGUUGCCACACCGAGCAGCAUAGAACACUGCCUGAGGCUGCUUUUGAAUCCAGCUCCUCCACCACCAAAACGCUCUCCUCCAACCUUUGAUUUGGGUCGCAUCGUAUGCAGAGACGCCUUUCGCGCCAUUAGCCAUUCCCUGCAAGAAACUGGGAAAUUGCCCUUGGCUUACUUGAGUGCCCUUUGCAACAUCUUUCAAGACAAUGAAGAAAAAGUUGAGCGUUACGUGACUCGCACGUUUAGAUCCUACGAUUCUCGCACGCUCAUCGCGGGUCGCCAUUGUGCCACCAUCCGCAAGAGGCAUCACGCCAAGGCCAAGCCACCCUCCUUGUCUUUUUUUUCUAGACUUUAGACUGUUUCGUACACAUAGAUAUUCAUGUUGGAUAUGUUGGAUACACCUUGCAAUUCCUCUUUCUGGUGCAUGAACAACAAUAAAUUUAAUUGACGGGUCUCUCUCUUC